Messenger RNA from Gastrolobium bilobum, 1743 nucleotides. Its product is annotated as transcription factor DIVARICATA-like. Gene Ontology annotation, molecular function: DNA binding. The record is from RefSeq and is a predicted model, not a curated record. The transcript is spliced from 2 exons. Lineage: Eukaryota; Viridiplantae; Streptophyta; Magnoliopsida; Fabales; Fabaceae. Bases 697 to 1590 code for a protein of 297 amino acids.
CAUAAAGAAAUCAACACUGAUUCCUACUCUGUUAGUGUACACACCCAGUUUGCACUCUCUGUUAAUGUACCUGUUACUCUACUUGUAUGUGUAUGUAUGUAUGUAAAAUGCAUUUGCUUGCUUCGUCACGAAGAAACGACAAGGGGAAACAGUUCCCCACUUUUUCCUUUGCUCAUUGUAAAGAAUCUCUCUCUCUUUUUCUCUAUUGGAUCUUGGCUUUCUGCACCUUCUUCCACCCUCUUGCUCUUGUGUUCUUAUAACUAACUUAUCUCUUUCCCUGGAGCUCAACUUUGUAGGCUCACCUUAAAAAAAACAAAAAAAACAAUUUUUUUUUUUGGGGGGAUUAAGAGUUGUUAUCCUAUUCCUGGUUUCGUCUAAAAACAUCUUUAUUGUUUUAGUUUCAGAAUUAUCUCUAGAAUUAUACUCACGCAUCAAAAUUCUCUAGAUUUUUCCAAGAUUCUCUACGAUUCUAAAAGAUUUGACUUUUAUAAGUUCUCAAGCUUGUCUUGAUCACAUGUAAAAGAGAUUCUGAAUUCUGUGCGCCUUGUCAAUCAAACCUCUAUAAUUUAUUCUUUUUCUUUUAUGUGCUUCUCUUCUGUGUUUAUGAGCAUCCCUUUAUAGUUCUUCUUCUUCAUUUCCCUCUCUUUAGGGACUUCAUUUAUGUAGGAGAGUCUUUGUAUGCUUGUGGUUUAAGGUAUGGAAUUGGAAACCCUCUAUGCCCCUUGUUUUAUGUCAAGUUCAAAUUGGUUUGUCCAAGAGAGCCAGAGCCAAGAAUGGAGUAGAGAAGAUAAUAAGAAGUUUGAAAGUGCCCUUGCCAUAUAUGAUAAGGACACCCCAGACAGAUGGCUGAAGGUUGCAGCCAUGAUCCCUGGGAAGACUGUGUGUGAUGUGAUCAAGCAAUACAGGGAAUUGGAAGAAGAUGUCACUGAAAUAGAAGCAGGGCGUGUUCCAAUUCCUGGGUAUAUUGCCUCUUCUUUCACCUUUGAGCUUGUUGACAACCACAAUUAUGAUAGAUGCAGAAGGAGGCCUUCAACUGUUAAGGGUUCUGAUCAGGAGAGGAAGAAAGGGGUACCCUGGACUGAAGAGGAACACAAACGUUUUCUGAGGGGACUCCUAAAGUAUGGUAAAGGGGACUGGAGAAAUAUCUCUCGUGAUUUUGUUGUUACAAAAACUCCCACCCAAGUAGCUAGCCAUGCCCAGAAGUACUACAUAAGGCAAAAGGAUUCUGGAGGAAAAGAUAAAAGGAGACCAAGCAUCCAUGAUAUAACCACUGUUAAUCUAUCAGAAACUGCCACCUCAGAUAAGAACAAGCCCAUGUUAUUCAAUGUGUCUCCUAUGCUUGCAUCGCAGCAGAAGCUGACUAGCAUGUCAAAAGUACAACUGGACUGGACUAGUCACUGCAAUGAUGGAUCACUCAUGAUUUUCGAACCAAAUUGUGAUGACUUGUUUAUUUCAUCUUCAUCUGAUAUCGCUUCCAAGACCCUGAAACUGCAAGGGGAGGAUCUUUAUGCCAUGCUCAAAAUUCCCGGUUUCAGGACAGCUUCUAGAGACUUCAAUAAAGAAGCUGUUUUUGGUAUUCAUGCACUGUAAUGCCAACUCUGAUGAUGUUAAAAAACAAACCAAUUCCACAGCAUAAAUCAUUGUUCUGUAGGAUUAAUAUAGCUGACCUGAAGCUAUUCUAGGUUCAUGAAUAUCCUGAAUGGAAACUGCAAUAAUGUUUCAAUCCUAAGAACUCAAUUUGGA